This is a messenger RNA of Ochlerotatus camptorhynchus, 4456 nucleotides long. RefSeq lists its product as uncharacterized. The record is from RefSeq and is a predicted model, not a curated record. The transcript has 11 exons. Bases 18 to 4010 code for a protein of 1330 amino acids. NCBI's taxonomy places the organism in Eukaryota, Metazoa, Arthropoda, Insecta, Diptera, Culicidae.
AAAAAAACAAGUGGAAAAUGGAGAUUCCGAGGCGGAGAAGCUGGCACAUGCUUAGCAUAGGCUUGGUUCUUCUUGUGAUCUCAACUAUCGGUGGCUCCAUACAGAUAGACAACCGACUGGUUCAACCGCAGCAUGAUUGCUUCGAGCGGAUAGCAUUAGGUGCCAUGCUGCCAUUUGAGAAAACGUUUCGAAACUCCGACACCAAUUCGUUGAAAAUCUGCGAAACCCUCUGCCUCAACGACAAGGAAUGCCAAACAUUCUCUUUUGGCAUUUCUGGACGAGGAAAUGGAACCUGUCAGCUAUCAGCCAAUAUAAUCGAUGCAACCAACUCUCGACCAGUCGGUACCAUUUUCGAUCCGGACUUUGAUCUCUAUGCACGAAAGUACAACUGUUUUUUAGAGACGGGUGGGCCUUCGAAUCCUCCGCCGCGGCCCGGAGGCCUGGGUAGUUUCCCAGCGAAUGAACUACCACCCGGUGGAACGCAACGGCCUUCAUCUUCGUUUCCUCCGUCUGGGUCGCCCGUUCGACCCGGGUCACCAGUCUUCACCCCUGCCGGUACUACCGCUACGGGUGAUCCAAUUUCUACCACCAACGGUGGAGGAUUCCCGGAUGCACGACCAACCAGUGAAUAUCCCGGUACAUUCUCAACCAGCAUCGGCACAACCUACGGCGGACAAUCUACCGGUGAAACGGUUCAAGAAACAACCGCUCCAGAUGAAGAGUACUACACAACAAACGAGCAACCUUCGUCGACCUUAACUGGCCAUUACUCUCCACCUACCAGUACUGCUUCGGGGCAUCAAAUUACCACCGGCGGAGAUCGGGCGCCACCGAACCAACCACCGUCAACCAUGCCGGCUGAAUCACCCACAAAGUACCCACUAGAUCUCAGACCUCAAAGCUACCCGGGAACUAGUCCUGCCCGACCGGUCAACUACCCCAACUACCAAUAUCCAAUGCUCUACGAAACGAAUUACCCGAUGCCCAACAAUAACGAACGACUACCGGAUGUCUACGCACAGAACAUUCCGUCACUCGAUAACAACUACCUUCGACCGGAAUACGCGGGAUACUUUGGCCAUCGGCCAUCAGGUCCAUCUGCCCCGACGGGAAACAUGAAACCAGUAGAUAACACCAUCUCCAACUACGGAGGCACUGGACCUCAACGACCGGUAGAAAAUAAACCCUCCGGCUACGGAGGAGGCCCUCUUCGACCAUCCGGUUCAGGAUCCGGACCCAGCUCUUCGGGACACUUUGUCACACGCCCACCCCCAGUAGGACCAUCCGGAUCAGAUGGUUACAAAGUAACGGAGGAGCAUGACCUACAUCCGACCAAGUUCCGACCGUGCUACCGAAGGGUACUGGCCGGAAAGCGAGUUGGACCACAGUGGGUACGGCGAACGCUAAUUUGCGAACGCGUAGAAGACUGUCAACGGGAAUGCGGAGACGAACGGAGGUUCCCUUGUGAAGGGUUCAACUAUCGAAUUGAUCCCACCGGCCGUGGUCAAGGGGACUGCGAACUGAUCGAUCAACCCCUGUCCCAAAUCGAUCUCUACUCAAGUCCGCACCAGCGUGACUCGAAUCUGAUCCGUGAUCCAGACUACGACUACUACGAACGCGACCGUAGUGCUUCACCUUCGUGUCGACCCAGCUAUGGCUGCAAGGAUGGAUGCGGGAUGAAACCCUAUCGCCCACCGCCGAUCGAUUACAUAAGACCCACUACUUAUCGUCCGCACCCAGAAAACUACAAACCUUUCGCUACUCACGACCGCAUUCCCUACGAGGAGAAUCGCUACAAGCCCAGCACGGCAGUUGACAAAUAUCGACCACCGACUUUCACCCGACCGGACUUUGAUCGGUACGCGUCUAGCCACUACCCUCCACCACCUCCACCGCCUUUCAAACCCAACUAUGGUGGCAGCGGUGGCGAUAUCGAUCGCUACGGAUCAAUCGAUCACGAACACUACAAACCUCCACAGCACGGUCCCUCAUACGUUAGCGGAUCGUACGAUCGACAUGAUUAUUUCCGUCCAUCCUAUCCUUAUCCCGAAGAAGAUCGCCCCUUCAUUCAUCGUCCUCGCCACCCCUACGAAGACCGCGAUUCAGCCCCACCGCCACUACCACCCCCAUCACAAUACCCAUCUCACUCCGAAAAACCCAACACCUUCAUCCCUUACCUCAUCGGAAAGGAUGCCACCAAGAACUGGGGCGCCUACGGUGGAACCUACGGCCACAGUGGAUCCGAUUCCUACAAAACCAAUUCCGAUUACUGGGGACUUCGGAAUGAAGUCAAACGCUACGACGGACCGACGUUCAACUACUUUGAACUGAAAAAUGAACACCACCCGGAGGAUAAUACUAUCUUGCAUUACGGGGGUCGUAAGUACGGCUACGAAGAUCCCAAUGCGCUCGCCAUCCCAGAUUAUCGACCCGAUCGGAUAGCGCACUUUGGACCGCAGUGGACGCGACGGCCGGGUCACGAUGAAUGUUCGGUCAAAUCGAGCGAAGGCUUCCGGCUACACAAGGGAAUCGUCAAGUACUCCCUGAACACUCCAACGGUGAUCGAGUGCGAACGGAUGUGCUACUCCGAGUCACGUUUCCAGUGCUUGACGUUCAGCUACCGAUACUCGACAGUGUCCCGGGAAAACUGUUUGCUCUGCGAUCGGCCCUAUCAGCUGUUGGAUUUCUACGCUGACGUCGAACCGGACCGGGAUUACGAUAUCUACGCGAUGACCGAUGACCGGAGAUCUUGCCGCCCGGAGUCACACCCGCCGAUUAGGGAUGUCAAUGCACAAUGCUUCAUCCGAGUGGUCGACUCAUCGCGCUUCUACAAGGCGAUAGUGCGGGACUCGCUGACGGUGCGAUCAGUCGGUGAAUGUGAGCUAGAGUGCAUCAAGGCCUCCAAGUUCACGUGCCGUGCGUUCGCCUACAGCUUUGGACCGCAUUCGAUCAACUCGGUGAUCGACAACUGCCAGCUGUCGGAUUGGCCCGUACGCGAUAUGGACAAGGAUCGCCACCUGGUAUUUGACGAAGGAUUCGAUGUGUUCGAGCGAGCAAGCUACGGCCAGGGCUGUGAGAUCCAACCCAUCAUCGACGAUAAGCAUGCGAAGAAAUUCUGCUAUCUAGGUUACGGAUCACCGGCAAAACUACUUUCUUCGGCUAUCAAGAAGGUAAUAUCGGUUAAUACAGAACUUGACUGCAAGAACGAGUGCGUCCGGUUAAGGGAAUCAUCAGCCUUCAAGUGUUUGUCGUUCAGUUUUGGCUCGCAAGCUUCGACAUACAACUGUGAAAUGUCCGACCUGGACCAGAGCGAGCUGAAACUAGGUGUUCAUUAUGCCCACACCAACGAUCGAGAUUAUUGGCUGUUUGCGUGGAAUCCAUUCGAUUACACGUGUCGAGAUAAGAUCACCACUAUCAGUAGCGGAAAUGGAAACCGCGUGAACCACGACCGCCGGAUGGACAUAUUCCGGGAGCCGGGUGACGGAAGUUGGCGUCAGUACACCGUGUCGGGCAAACCGUGCCGGCUCGGAACCAAGUGCGAGCGCAACAAGAUCACAGGGUUUUACUCGUGCGAGAUAGAUGGUGAUGAGGUUGGUGCGUGGGACUAUUGCUGUAAGCCCGAGCACCCUUGCGGCUAUUCGCAAGGGUUCGAGUACCCAUGGUGCUUCGUGGGAGACGCUCCCGACCAGUGGCGCAAGUGCAGCGAUAAGUACUUCCCCAAGAAAUCUAACCAGCAUGGCCAUGGGCACCCCAAUGGGCUCACCGAUGGUACGCGUUAUCAAGACAAGAAUAAAAAGGGUGAAGUCUAUCAAUCACCUCCGAAACCGGGCGGACUGAGACACGUGGACGACGUCACUGCACCGGCAGAACUGUGGCCGGUGACGUUCCUCUACGACAAGGGCCCUCCCGGCAGCGGCAUGACAGUGGCCGCUUCGAAACAAAUCCCCCUGGCAAUCAAUGCGACCCAACUCAACAGCAACGUGAUCGAUUGCAAGAAGGACAAGUGCUAGAGAAUCAAGAAGACGAACAUGUGAUAAUGUGAUGAUGGAAGUUUGAUAGACCUUUGAAUAGCAGAGUGCGUUGUAGGAGUAGACAUAGUGAUUAGCAUUUAGUAGCAGACGUUAAGACUCUCUCCCCCUUCCCCUCCAUUGAAUAGCGUGUAAGAUGGCAAGAUAUCGAUCAAGACUUUUGCAUUGCUGCGAAUUUGAUGAUAAUACAAUACUGCCAAAAUGAUCUUUACCCUUCUUCUCUUCUGUUAAUAUAUUUAUGCCACUAUCAUUAGGGACAUCGUGAGCUCUUACCACUUUCUUUAUCGUGCGAAGGAGCAGAGAAUCAAAUUUUGUGGAAUUCUGAAGCACAACCAUAAAGAAAGCUGGUGACAAAAUUCAUCAACAAAAGGAUCUAAAUUAUGUUCGUAAGGUAGUCUUAAAACAAAAUUGAAUGUUACAUUUAGCUU